Molecule: messenger RNA, 592 nt
Organism: Magnolia sinica
Lineage: Eukaryota; Viridiplantae; Streptophyta; Magnoliopsida; Magnoliales; Magnoliaceae
Source: RefSeq, a predicted model, not a curated record
UCUUGACAGAGCCUCUCUCUCUCUCUCUCAGACGCACACGGAAAUAGAAUCAGAAGCAAAAAUGGCAGAUCUAAGCCCAAAAUUCGCAUACACGGUGGUGUACGUGAAAGACGUACAGAAAUCUGUAGACUUCUACGCUAAGGCCUUCGGCUACAACGUCCGUCGCUUAGACCAAUCUCACAGAUGGGGUGAACUCGAGAGCGGGCCAACGACGAUAGCGUUCACACCACUACACCAGCACGAGACCAACGACAUAACGAAAUCGAAAGUAGAGCGGGCACCUGUUGAGGUCUGCUUCGUGUAUGAAGAUGUCGAUGCUGCAUAUAAGAGGGCUAUUGAGAAUGGGGCAGUUGCUGUAAGUGCACCGGAGCCGAAGGAAUGGGGACAGAAAGUAGGGUACGUCCGGGACAUUGAUGGUAUUGUAGUCCGCAUGGGAAGCCAUGUCAACCCUCCAUCUCACUGAUUUAUGAUAUUUUUCUAUAAAGGGUACUUCUGGUAUUUUCAGCAAAGUCUACGUUUAGUUUUGUAAUCUUGAAUGGUACUCUUUGGCACUCUUGUCAUAAGUAAUAACACGAUGGUAUUUUUGUGUGUU